GCUAGGGCCCGGUUGCGGGCGGCGGGCGAGCGCUGGGGCGGCGUCAUGUCCUCCGAGGUGGCCGCGCGCCGCGACGCCAAGAAGCUGGUGCGCUCCCCCAGCGGCCUGCGUAUGGUGCCAGAGCACCGCGCCUUCGGCAGCCCCUUCGGCCUGGAGGAGCCGCAGUGGGUCCCGGACAAGGAGUGCCCGAGGUGCAUGCAGUGCGACACCAAGUUUGACUUUCUCACCAGGAAGCACCACUGUCGCCGGUGUGGGAAGUGCUUCUGCGACAAGUGCUGCAGCCAGAAGGUGGCGCUGCGGCGCAUGUGCUUCGUGGACCCCGUGCGGCAGUGCGCCGAGUGCGCCCUGGUGUCCCACCGGGAGGCCGAGUUCUACGACAAGCAGCUCAAGCUGCUCCUGAGCGGAGCCACCUUCCUCGUAACUUUUGGAAACUCAGAGAAGUCAGACACGAUGGUCUGUCGUCUUUCCAGCAACCAGAGGUACCUGCUUCUGGACGGGGACAGUCGCCACGAGGUCGAGGUCACGCGCAUUGCCGCCGUGCAGAUGCUCACGGAAGGCUUCCCUCCUGGAGGAGGCAACGCGCGGGCCACAGGCAUGACCCUGCAGUACACGGCGCCAGGGGCGGAGGGCGUGACGCAGCUGAAGCUGACGGCCGGGGAGGACGCAAACGGCAGCAGAAGGCAGGCGACAGCAUGGCUGGCGGCCAUGCACAAGGCUGCCAAGCUUCUCUACGAAUCUCGGGACCAGUAACGCCACGCGGGCUGGACAGUCCGCUAGGGGCAGCAGCACCUGCUCGCCGAGCACGCACAGGCGCGACUAACCCUACACGUGCUGGAAACGCAACUCGAGUACUCGGAGCUUACCUAGUGCAAUAUGUACACAGUUGACUAAUGUGCAGAACACCUCGUGCUUUAGAAUUUGUCUCUUAUCGAUGCCUAAUUGGGGGUGGGAGAGACUGAGCUACACUACUGCUAAACUCUUUUUAGCAUAAUCUAUACCAUGUUUUUAUGAGUGCCCAAGUUUACUAGAUGGUUCUGGCCCCGUGAUGUUCGUUCCAUUAAUUCUUCCACAGAAGUGACCUGGGCAGUGGUAACUCGGCCUGAUUUGUAGGAGCAUCUCACAGACUGCCCGUUCAUGUGUCACUCAUCUGGGGCUAUGAACAAACCUUUGCUACUUCACAGGGGAAGGAACAAGAUUUGUGUUUUGUACUUUUCACUAUUUCCCUUUAUUAAAAUAAUUGUACAACAAUUUGUAUAUAAAGCUUACGAUUAAAACGUAUUUUGAAAAUAUG
Messenger RNA from Mesoplodon densirostris (Blainville's beaked whale), 1291 nucleotides. It is a transcript of the gene ZFYVE21, whose product is annotated as zinc finger FYVE-type containing 21. Bases 46 to 750 code for a protein of 234 amino acids. NCBI's taxonomy places the organism in Eukaryota, Metazoa, Chordata, Mammalia, Artiodactyla, Ziphiidae. The transcript has 7 exons. Gene Ontology annotation, molecular function: metal ion binding. The record is from RefSeq and is a predicted model, not a curated record.